Truncatella angustata is the source of this 867-nucleotide messenger RNA. RefSeq lists its product as uncharacterized. Bases 1 to 867 code for a protein of 288 amino acids. The transcript has a single exon. The record is from RefSeq and is a predicted model, not a curated record. NCBI's taxonomy places the organism in Eukaryota, Fungi, Ascomycota, Sordariomycetes, Amphisphaeriales, Sporocadaceae.
AUGGCCAACCCCGAUGAACUCCGUCAGAAGUACUUUACUUUCAUAGCGCCUUCGUAUUCCCACCUCACCGGUAACACAACCCGCGACAACUUUGCCUCUGUUCUCUCUCAGCGUGACCUAAACAUCACCUCAGCAUCGGUUGUCCACGACAAUGCUGCAGGUCCAGGCACAGCCACAUCUGCCUUGAUACCAUGGGCUGAAUCACGCGGUCUCAGCCCCAAGAUAGUAGUCACAGACUAUAUCCCGGGCAUGAUCCAGGCGUUCGAGAAGCUCAAGUCCAGCCAUACGGACAGCAAGCUUUGGCAGAGCACUGAGGGCAAGGUUGUCAAUUCACUUGACCUUUCUGAGUUCCCGGAUGGGCACUUCACUCACACGAUCGACAACUUCAGCGUCUCAACUUUCGGUAAUAAGGAGCAGCAGGAGCAAGGUCUGCGGGAAGUCUACAGAACUCUAGGUGAAGGGGGUUUGGCGGUGUUUCUGACCUGGAAGCGCUUUCCCGUUGCGGAGUUCAUAGAGCAGGCACAGGCAGAGAUCAAGGGCGAGGAGUGGGCUGGGGAGCAUCGGGUUCCUGUCAACGGAGCGGAGUUCUUCCAGGAAGGUUAUCUCGCAAAGCUGGCGGUUCAGGCUGGUUGGAACAAGGACAACGUCCAGACCACCACUACCAGCUCUUUACUCAAAGAAGGCGAAGAUGAGGAGGGGCUGUUCAAGUUCCUCCAAAGUAGUCCACCGGCCAUGCUUGCCAAGCGGGGUUUGACGGAGGAGGAGAGUGCCAAAUGGCCCGAGGCGAUCAAGCACGCAAUUCAAAAGGAGAAGGAGUCGCACGGCGGUAUCCUCACUGAGUCCUGGGUUGUCUUGGCGAAGAAGUAA